GUGCUGAGUCGACAUGUCCCGGCUGCUGAUCCCGGUGCUGCUGUGCGGGGUGUGCGUGUGCGCGCGCGCGGUGCAGCAGCGGGACUACGGAGUGAAGCUGUGCGGGAGAGAGUUCAUCCGCGCCGUCAUCUUCACCUGCGGGGGCUCGCGGUGGAGACGAGACCUCGACCUGGAGCUACCGGGACAGGAUCCGAACCUGCUGCUGCUGUCUUACCAGAGCUCGUCAGACGGAGACAAGCAACUUGGCUGGAUAAAAAGCAAUGACGAAGCUCCAGACAAACGAUCCUCCAUCCUCUCCUCCUCCUCCUCUCUCAGUGACCUCCUCCAGGCUAUGGGAGCUCAGAAGAACACCAGAGAUGAGUCGAGUCUGCCUGAGGAAGUGCAGCGGAACUGGCUGGACUCGCUCUUCUCCUCCGGGCCACUAGGGGGCGAACAUGUCAGGAGUUUAGACCUCAGCUGGCUUCGUGAGGACCGGAGGAAGCGAAACUACUCGCUCGGCCUGGCGGGGCUCUGCUGCAGUCAGGGCUGCACCAAGAACGACAUCGGACGUCUGUGCUGAGGAUGGAGGGAUGGAUGGAUGGAUGGAUGAAGCGGACGAGUGGAGUCCAGGACUUAUUUAAACACAGACAGACCUCUUUAAGCUGCUCCAGAAAUGUCCAGUUUGUAAAUAUUGUCUAUGAUGUUACAAUAUAAAUGGAAAAUAAAUAAAAAUAAACAUUAUUGUCAAGUGACUGACGAUCUGUGAUUUUAUACACCAAAAGCAUGUCAAAUCUGGAUCGACAGGGGCGGAGCUUAAGUUGAAUGCAACCACCAAUCACAAACUUGAUCAUGUGGCAUCACCAUCAACGAUAUCAUCAAUUAUAUUAUUUACAAUCUAUCAAAAGCUCGACGAUGAAAAUAUUCGAAUUGAGCAAUGCAUAAUAUCACAAAGUCAUGAUGGCGAUACAAAGCUAGUCAUUUUAAACACACAUGUGGACACACACACGAAAAUUUGUGUUUUUAAAGAAAGAGACAUGUCUGCUCUGUUCAUUUUUUUAAUGUUCAUUUGUUCCUGAAAACACACACACACAAAGAUUUUACUAAACAAAAUCACUAUACAGAUUUAUCCUAUUACUUUACUGUGACAGGACUGAAGGUGACCGAUUCAAAACAACAUGAACAUGCUGAACAAAAUAUAAAACAGAAAGGAACUGAUUCCUGUAGGUAUAAAAAUUAUCAAUACAACACAACGCAUAGCAUUUAUAUUCACACAGCUGUGUAAAAAAAAGUACACACAUUCCGCUUUAUGAAAAAGAAGGAAAAUGCAGUUUAGUUUUUCUGG
This is a messenger RNA of Ictalurus punctatus (channel catfish), 1321 nucleotides long. RefSeq names its product relaxin 1 (gene rln1). Gene Ontology annotation, molecular function: hormone activity. The record is from RefSeq and is a predicted model, not a curated record. The coding region runs from base 14 to 559 and encodes 181 amino acids. Gene Ontology annotation, cellular component: extracellular region. The transcript is spliced from 2 exons. Lineage: Eukaryota; Metazoa; Chordata; Actinopteri; Siluriformes; Ictaluridae.